AUUUCGGAUAUCGGCAACCAAAAAAUGGAAUACGCGAAGAGUGUGCGCAGUGCCUUGCGCCCCCAGACACUUUUCGCCUCCGUAUGCCCCGUGCUUAUGACUGUGAGUCUCCUCUACAAGUCCCAUGGCAUCUCCUUACUUCAAAUGGACGCGGUCGUCGUCCUGGGGUGCGCUGUGCUGACGCAGCUGCUUGGCAACCUCAGCGCUGUCUACAGCAACUUCCAACGCGCACUACAACCCAAAGAUCCUGGGACCAACGACGCCAAGAUCAUCCUCAACUUGCUGUCGCUAACUCAAGUCCGUCGCUGGUCAUUGCUGUUUUACGGCUUGCAGUUGGCAACACUGGGACUGACGCACGUCCUUUGUGACAAGAGUAUUGAAAUUACGGGAUUUAUGGUAGUACUCUCCACUUCGGCGCUGCUUUACUGUCGACGUGGUGAAGAUUCGUUGCCAAUGGUGGGGCUGAGGGAAGCUGUGAUAGCUUGGGCAGUUGGGCCAAUGGCGAUGGUCGGUACAGCAUUGUACCUUGUUGGAGAGGUGCCAUGGGCCGUCGUUCUCUACGCGUACAUCGUGAUGCUCUUCGCGUGGUCUUUUCUUGUCUUGGAGAGUGCUCGAGACGCCCCGUUUGCUCGACGUAUGGGGCGGUCGGACACAUCGUUGGCAUUGAGGUUAGGAUUCCAGUGGUGUUUCCAGGGCUUCUUGCUGAUAAUGGUGUCGUUCUACGGUCUUGUGCUGGUAACGGGGAUCGUGAUGGGGCAUCUGGGUAACUUUUUAUUGGUGGCGACGAUCGUCAAGCUAAAGGAUAUCAGCGAGGACUUCAGACUUGAGAGACUCAACCACCUGCCUGAGCAGUUCGCUAAACUCGCUGUCUUUUUGGGAGUAGGUUUUAAUGUUUCAAUUCUUACGGGGUUGUCGUAAAGGAGAAAUAUUGUACAGCUCGUGGCUUCAUUAUGAAGCUUCCAGCCUUUGUCCAUUA
This is a messenger RNA of Phytophthora infestans T30-4, 976 nucleotides long. RefSeq lists its product as uncharacterized. The coding region runs from base 25 to 918 and encodes 297 amino acids. The record is from RefSeq and is a predicted model, not a curated record. Gene Ontology annotation, biological process: menaquinone biosynthetic process; vitamin K biosynthetic process. The transcript has 2 exons. NCBI's taxonomy places the organism in Eukaryota, Oomycota, Peronosporomycetes, Peronosporales, Peronosporaceae. Gene Ontology annotation, molecular function: prenyltransferase activity.